Molecule: messenger RNA, 2220 nt
Organism: Nerophis lumbriciformis (worm pipefish)
Lineage: Eukaryota; Metazoa; Chordata; Actinopteri; Syngnathiformes; Syngnathidae
Gene: dnajc28
Product: DnaJ (Hsp40) homolog, subfamily C, member 28
Source: RefSeq, a predicted model, not a curated record
GUAGUUUUGCUCCGCCAAUGAAGUGAAAGAAGAAGAAGCGUCAAAACAACCCAAGCAGGAGUGGAGAGAGAAAUGAGCUUCACUUGCCAUCUACUGCUCUCCUGCUGCUCCUCCUGUCAUGGACCUUUCCUGCUGCCGCGCUCUGGUUGGUCCUGGUGGCUCCGGGCGUCCAGCAGCAGACCCCAAAUCAGCAGCAGCCUACGAGAGAACUACCGGCUGCUGCAACUGCCCGAGGUCGAGCCGAUCGGUGACGCCCGCGUCAAGGAGUCCUACCUGCGCCUGGCCAAGCUUUACCACCCGGAUUCUGGCGCUUCUACCGCCGAUGCGGUCCUUUUCGCCCGGGUCGAGGAGGCCUACCGCUCCGUUCUGGCACACCGGAGCGAGGCACGGUGUCGGCAUGCGGCGAAGGACGUAGACGAGGAGGAAGAGGACGAGUCCAAGAGUGUGGCUCCCCAGCAUAGGCACUACCUCAACUACGAGGGUGUUGGCUCGGGCACUCCUAGUCAACGCGAACGCCAGUACCGGCAGUUCCGUGUAGAUCGAGCUUCCGAGCAGGUCCUAGACUACCGGCAGAGGGAACACGAGAGAGCGGCAGCUGCAGAGGGGGCGCUGGUGAAGCGGGACAUGCGUCAGCGCAGCAGGAAGAUAAAGAUCACCCAGGCAGUGGAGCGCCUUGUGGAGGACCUGAUCCAGGAGUCCAUGGCGCGAGGGGACUUCCGCAACCUGAGCGGCGUUGGAAAGCCUCUCAAUAAGUUUGAGCACAACCCCUACGCUGACCCCAUGACACACAACCUUAAUCGCAUCCUCAUCGACAACGGCUACCAGCCAGCCUGGGUGGUCACGCAGCGAGACAUCCGCGAGGGCGCCGCUCACAUCCGUAGCGCUUUAUUGGAGGGGAGGGCCCGGCUGGGGGAACCCAUGAACCCGACGGAGCGCGGCAGGUGGGAGGAGCUACGUGCCCGCGCCGAGGAGGACCUGGUUAAGCUCAAUAAGAUGGUGGACGACUACAACCUGAUCACGCCCAUGCUCCAGAUGCAGAUGGUGCACUUCAGCUUGGCGCGGGAGGCGGAGCGCGCUGAGAAGGCUGCCCGACAGCGCCAACUAGAGCAGCGGGCGGAGCGGGAGAGAAAGAGGGAGGAGAAGAAGAGAGACAACGCCGCCAGCGCGAAGUCUAGAGACACAAAACCAGGCUUGAUGUCUUGGAUGCAAAGCUGGCUCAGAUGAAGGACACGGAACAACACUUUCCUUUAUUUCCUGUUCACGGCUGAGCUGGAGCCUAUCCCAGCUGACUUUGGUCCUAAUUUUGUUGACUAAAAUAGGACAAUAACAAUCAAAACAAAUACAUGUUGACUAAAACAAUGAUGAAAUUAACUGACAAUUUAGUCAAAAAUGUGACAAAAAUAUUCACGGAGAGGAAAUCCAAUCAAAUUUCGUCUUUAGUGGGUGGAACAAGUUAGGAAUCUUUCCAAUCACAGUAGCAUGUGGGAGAGAGGCAGGGCAUAAAUCAUGGAGGGAUCCAAUCAGAACUACUGUCUCUAUAAGGCAUAUUGUUUUGUUUUUUCACCUGGGAAAACAAGACCGUAUUGUUACACACCUUCAAUACAAUAUGUCUUGCAGACAUAUGAACGCACUUCACCUUUGCAACGGUAGACAACAAUUAAGACACGUUUUAACUCAAUUUUCUCCGGUAAAAAUACAACCAACUGGACGCGCCGUCUGCAGGCAAAUCAUCCGGACAUCUACGCAACACUAGUAGUAGUAGUAAAUACUUUCAAAUGACUCAUACUGUACUGAAUUACUGUUACUAUUAAAGACGGUAGAACAGGAGCAAGACCGCUUACUCUACCACUACUUUUGUAGUACACCAUCGUCGAGCUUGUCCACUAUUUAAUAAUCAAGACACAGUGUACUAUAAUCGAUGUCCUCGGCACACUGUUCAGAUAUUAAUUGCACAACUUGACAACCCAAAAGAGCAGGUAUAUACAGGUAAAAGCCAGUAAAUUAGAAUAUUUUGAAAAACUAGAUUUAUUUCAGUAAUUGCAUUCAAAAGGUGUAACUUGUACAUUAUAUUUAUUCAUUGCACACAGACUGAUGCAUUCAAAUGUUUAUUUCAUUUAAUUUUGAUGAUUUGAAGUGGCAACAAAUGAAAAUCCAAAAUUCCGUGUGUCACAAAAUUAGAAUAUUACUUAAGGCUAAUACAAAAAAGGGAUUUUUAGAAAU